AUAUUCGAUCCGGCUUCUUAGCGACGCUCACUCAUUCUCACCAUGAAGAUCCUGUCACUGUUCCUGGUCGUGAUGGUGACCUUGUCUGGCCUCAUCAGCUGGGCCAGCGCCAUGCCUGACCCCGACCCAGAGGCUGACCCAGCUACCUUCGGCAGGUUUCAUGGCGGAGGAGGUGGUCAUGGCUUCCACAGGGGGCACGGCCGUGGAUUUGGAAGGGUUCAUGGCCAUGGCUUUGCCAGGGGUCACAGUGGUGGCUUCGGCGCUCGUCACGGCUUCCACGGAUGAGUGAAACGACGCCAGAAAUCUACUUCUGCAAGGAACCCACUUGUGAACUAGAGGAGAUGCAGUUGAUUGCCAUACUGUAAGAUGGAAUUCCUAUUUUCGUUCUAUAAAUAAAAUGCAAAA
This is a messenger RNA of Penaeus vannamei (Pacific white shrimp), 405 nucleotides long. RefSeq lists its product as uncharacterized. NCBI's taxonomy places the organism in Eukaryota, Metazoa, Arthropoda, Malacostraca, Decapoda, Penaeidae. The record is from RefSeq and is a predicted model, not a curated record.